Molecule: messenger RNA, 1538 nt
Organism: Penaeus indicus
Lineage: Eukaryota; Metazoa; Arthropoda; Malacostraca; Decapoda; Penaeidae
Product: glutamic acid-rich protein-like
Exons: 2
Coding region: 148-1422 (424 amino acids)
Source: RefSeq, a predicted model, not a curated record
GUCUGGUCCCCGCAACGCACGGGCCAACAAGGUGUAUUUCGCGGCGCCCACGCCAGCCCCCAGAAGUACGAAUGGACGCGCACGUACCUGCUUUUCGCGCGACUGUGAUUCCGAGGUGUAUAGGAAUGUGAUAAUGAAAAAACACGAAUGUUACGGUGUUGCGAUUUCUACUGGACCAACAAACUCGAAGGUAUGGAGGGCACGGAAUCUCUCAAAAUACAUACUGGUAACAAAAAUUCGCUUACCAGGGAGAAGCGGGAUAAUUUUGAGGGCGGUCACCUAAAGCGGAAAGACACCCUCACGGAGGAUAAUAAAGUUAUAGAAAUGAGUGAUAAUAAACCCCAGAACAAUAAGUUUAGUGAGUUGCAGCACUUGAGUGAAAAGCCCGACGACGGCAGCGAGAAAAAUGAUGGCACAAAAGAGGAGUUGAAAAACGACGAGUGCUGUAGUGUGAGUGAGACUUUAGAUGUGCCGACCCUUGAUCUGUCGACCAAAAGUGGCGGCGAAUCGAUCGAAAACGACGACGUGUCCUUCAGUGAGGAUAACAGUGUAGAUAAUAAUACGUUUAAUAUAAUAAAUACCGAAAAUUCCGAGAGUCAAGAAGUCAGUGAAUUAACGAACGACGAUUCAUCUCCGGUGCCAACUGACGACAAAGAAAACGGAGAUGAAGGCGACUUCAGAGAAAACGGGGAGUCGGACGUUCCAACGCAUACUGAGGAAGAUUCCGACGAGGAGCUCUCUUGUCUCGAAGAGGAAGAGGAGGAGGACGAGGACGAUGAAUGCGAGAUGACCGAGGCGAGCGCAGACAGCGUAGGCGACGACUCAGCCUCGGCCAGCGAAGACGGGGAAGAGAGUGACGACGAGCGCGACUUCGACAACGACUCCCUGGAGGACGGGAAGAGCAAUGCGGCUUCGCUCGCCGAACCGCCGGCGGCCCACAAGCCCCCGCCGCCUUCCCCGAAGGCCGUGGCGAAGGGCGCGAGUCAGCAGAAGCCCAUGUCGCCGAAGUUCAGACACCGGGUGAGGUCCUUCGGCAAGAAGGACAAGAGCGAGUUCAAGAUCGAGAUUUUCGAGUCGAAGCGAAAACCUCCCGAGAACCUGUGCGUCAAGAUCCCCGGCGAGUCGCAAAGCAAGGCUCCGGUGGAAGUGAAAAUUAACGAGCCUCCAAUAAAGUCGAUCAAUGAGGGAAACUCGCCGUGGAAACAGGCGGGAAAGCCAGACUGCUCGAGAACUCCCGAGGACCCGAGCCCGCGUUCGGACAUCGCGUCGACUCCGGACUCGGCGGGGAAUUCUCAGAGUGUGUUGUUGGACGUAAGCCAAGCCAUCCGAGAGGAGAGCGAGGAAUCGGACCGCCUCUCGCCGAUGAAGAGUCCACAGGAAGAGACGAAGGAAGGACCCGCUCAAAUUGGCGCAGGUAAAUAGCCUGUUUUCGCUUGUCUAGGUCGUUUUAUUGUGAGUCUUGAGCAGGUGCUUGAGAUCCCGUGCAUGCAGGCUCAGGAGGCAUCAUUUCUGUUGCAGAAGAUAACGAUGAAAGUACA